Messenger RNA from Plasmodium knowlesi strain H, 1845 nucleotides. Its product is annotated as bifunctional methylenetetrahydrofolate dehydrogenase/cyclohydrolase, putative. Lineage: Eukaryota; Apicomplexa; Aconoidasida; Haemosporida; Plasmodiidae. Gene Ontology annotation, cellular component: cytosol. The record is from RefSeq and is a predicted model, not a curated record. The coding region runs from base 1 to 1845 and encodes 614 amino acids. Gene Ontology annotation, molecular function: methenyltetrahydrofolate cyclohydrolase activity; methylenetetrahydrofolate dehydrogenase (NADP+) activity. Gene Ontology annotation, biological process: tetrahydrofolate interconversion. The transcript has a single exon.
AUGAACUGUGGCACUCUGUACGGGUACGAGUUGGCUAGCCAAAUUGAUCAGUUGGUGAUUCGAAAAAUUGCAAGUGGGAAGAUUCAGAUUGAGGGGAAUAGAAACUGGCCACAGGAAAAAACACUAUUUAUUAUUUACUCAAAGAACAUAGCCACUUACUCAUAUUUGCACAUUCUUAUAAAAAAGAGUUUGUUGCUAAAUGCAGAUGUUACAUUUGUAAUGAUCCGAGUUCACAAAGGCUGCAACGAAAAAAGGUUAAUCAAUUUAAUAAAAAAAAUAAAUAGACGAGGAAAAAACACUUGGCUCAUAAUUCUUUCUCCGUUGUCUCGUCACAUAAACAAAUGUUACAUUUCUAGUUUUAUUAGCCAAGAGAAGGAUGUAGAUCGGUCUAACUGUGCACCCAUUUGGAAGUUACUCCUCCCUCCUAGUAGCAGUGCAUAUGGGGAAAAUGCCCAUAAUAACGGAUUCAGGACUUGGAUGCAGCCGAUCCCCCUUGUACAUACGGCUCGGCAUAUGUUUAGACAAAACUGCGAAGCCUUCCUACAUUUUCUUUUUUGCAUUUUGCACCUUCGCAUGAUAAAAAAAGGCGAGUACAUCUGGACGAACACUAUCGCGAAUGUGUCUAUGCGGAAGGAAAAGGCAAUUGAGGGGGACACGGAAAACUUCAGCAACGCUACGGAGGGGAAUUACCCAAGCAGAGGUAAUUUCCUACGUAGCGCCACUCGCAGCGACGUCAAACAUAUUAGUAGUGUAAGCCCAGAAAUUUACAACUACCUGAGGAAUAGCACCAAGUACAAUUUCCCAUGUUGUGUUCACGCGAUACUGCUAUUCUUGAAAUAUUACCAAAUCCAUGUGAAGGAGAAAAAUGUGUUGAUUCUUAGUAGCAACAUAAGUAUCUUCCUAUCUCUAUUUGCCUUCUUUUUUCAAAGUGAAGUUUCAACGACGGUAUAUGAUCCGCUGCGGGGGCAUGUUCUCUGUAGAUACGAUGACAAGACAAAAAAGUGCUACCUACGCACAAGUAACCUAGGCAAGCUACAUAUCAGAGACAAAGCCGAUUUUAAAAGCAAGUGCAAAAAGUUCUCCAAGUUUUAUAUAUCUACCAGUAAGGGGUACACAAAAAUUACCCACCAUGAUUUAUCCACACUAAGAAAAAACAUGCAUACAAGGAUUGUCAAAAAUUCCGAUCUCAUAAUAAUGGCAAUAGGUUGUCCUCACAUUUUGAAAAAAAAAUAUAUUAAAGAAGGCGCCAUUAUUUUAGAUUUGGGAAUCAAUUUGGUUCCCCCCGGAGACAGGCACAUGGAAAGAAUGAUCACACCUUUUUUCGAUUCCUCCGUUUUGAAGAAGAAAGUGAAAAUGAAAAAAGGGUCCUCAAAAAUAGAGGAAGAAAAUUUCCCUUGCAGGAGGGGACUUUUCCCUCAUGGGAAAUUCAAGAAAGAGACAAAUUUCACAAAGUUGAAAAAAUUCAAAAGUUCAAUGAAACAUAUAUGCUUAAGUUGUCCAGAAAUUGAUAAAACUGCUACAUCUGAAAAAUUCUUCUGUGAAGAAAGUACCGGAGUGACAAGAGAAGAGACUAGCCCAUCUGACUGUUCUAAGGGUUCUCCAAUUUGUCCCCCCAGUGGAAGGAUAAAAAGGGCCCACAACAAAUGUCAAAAAAUUAUAUCCCUAAAAACCCGCAUAUCUAAAAUUAAAUUCGCCAAUGCUUUAGGCAGAUUUUUACAAAAUUACGAAAUUGUUGGAGAUGCUGAUGAGAACUGCAAGCAGAAGUGCGCUCUCAUUUCGAGUGUGCCAGGGGGGCUCGGCCCCAUCACAACUUCCAUGUUGUUUUAUAAUUUGUAUUUCAGCUGA